CAAGAUCCACCAAAUCUCAAAAAUUUCAAAUAGCCCAUCGUCAUGUGGCUUCGGAAACCCUCCUCUGAUCGCGGCAAGGACCCCGACGGCAAUUUGCAAUGGUGCCCUAGCCUGACUCGCAGCAGAUCUCGUUCUGAGAAGAUUUGCAUCGAGGGUAUACUGCAAUUUGGGAGGUUCUGCCAAGCUCGCUUACGGCAUAGAACAGGAACGAAAUUAAUUCCCGGCGGUAUGAUCCUUGGCACCAUUGGUUCAUUGCCCCGUAUCACGGCUGUCUGAAGUGAAAGAGAAACAAGGGUCUUCACGGUAGAGAUCUCGGAUUGUCGUAUCCGUAGUUGGCGCAUGUGUUUCUACCUUGACCGAGAUCGACAAUCGAUCUCUUUCGCGCCCCAUUCUUCCUUACAAGGCCUCCUGUCUGCUACAUAGGACAACGAUGAAGGGCAGCCUACGUCGUCCGAAGCUUCGAAUUUGGCUUAGUGCCUUGAUCUUGGUGAUAACACUCACUUUGAUCCUGGCUUAUAGCUCCGUUGCCGGUCUAGUGAAUCGAGGAGAGGCGGCGAUCAGCCUUGUCGCUACUUUUAUUCUCUUUCCUUUGUCGGGAGCCGUGACAUUGAACGUCGAUGCUCAAUUGGAAGAACAGCGAAGGAGGUUGAGCGAUAAAGUCUCUGGUGUGGCUACGAACAAGUCGUCGCCGAUCCCAGCAGAGAUUCAUCAAGUUAGGCUUGGUGGUCUCGAAAUGCGGCCGACAUGGACUGAGGCAAGACAGAGCUGCUUGGAUCUGCAUCCACACUGGAUUUUCAGGCUAUGGGAGGACAAGGAGGCCGAUGCAUUUGUCGCAAAGUAUUACCCUGACCUCUUUGAGACUUAUCGCGGUUACCCCUUAGAAAUCCAACGGUCGAACGUCCUUCGAUACCUCCUCCUUGAAACCUUUGGGGGCGUUUACCUCGACCUUGACCUCAAGUGCCUGGAGCCGCUUGACUUCAUUCGUUCCGAGUAUUUUGUCACGCCACCUGCAAACCCGACGGGCGUUAAUAACGCCUUCAUAGCUUCUUCAAAAAAUCAUCCCUUUUGGGCGCACCUCGUCGGGUCACUAAAACGCUACAAUAUGUCCUGGUUCGGCUCGCCAUACAUCACCAACAUGUUCAGUACCGGUUGCCACUUCUUUUCGACGAUGCACCGUACAUUCCGACAGCACAUGUGGGGCCAAAGAGACGACGGUGUCAUGGCUUCCAUGGUUGUUCUCGAGGCGAAACACAAGCUCAAUGGGCAUGUAGUCACACCCCUCUUCGAGCAUCUCGGCGCUUCUUCGUGGCACAAGAGUGACGCUUCUAUGGUCCUGCGCAUCGGUCGAGGCGUCGAAUGGCUCAAGAGCCACGUCGCGUCUGUCUCGGUCUUUGCCCUGAUAUUCGCGGCCCUCGGCAUGGUCGGUUCCUUUGCUUGGGCCUUAAAGACAAAGAGAAAGAGAGCAUUCGAUCGAAGCCGCUCCGCAACGUCGAAAGAUCAAGAGCAGGGUCUUAUGGAAGAGCGUCGACAUUUGUAAAUACGUCUCGCAUACCCAGC
This is a messenger RNA of Acaromyces ingoldii, 1557 nucleotides long. RefSeq lists its product as hypothetical. Lineage: Eukaryota; Fungi; Basidiomycota; Exobasidiomycetes; Exobasidiales; Cryptobasidiaceae. The record is from RefSeq and is a predicted model, not a curated record. Gene Ontology annotation, molecular function: mannosyltransferase activity. Gene Ontology annotation, biological process: mannosyl-inositol phosphorylceramide biosynthetic process. The coding region runs from base 431 to 1537 and encodes 368 amino acids. The transcript is spliced from 4 exons.